Trichosurus vulpecula (common brushtail) is the source of this 662-nucleotide messenger RNA. Its product is annotated as rho GTPase-activating protein 6-like. Lineage: Eukaryota; Metazoa; Chordata; Mammalia; Diprotodontia; Phalangeridae. Bases 27 to 662 code for a protein of 211 amino acids. The record is from RefSeq and is a predicted model, not a curated record. The transcript is spliced from 2 exons.
AUUACUUUGCCCUGUCUCUGAAGGAGAUGGAUGAAUUGGAGGGGAGGCAAGGAGAGAAAGGGACCAGUGCUGCCUCUGGCAAGGGUUUGUCCAAAAGGAGAUUGCGCCAGACCCGCAGCCUAGACCCUGCCAUCAUCCGCAACUAUGGCCGAGAACCAGAGGAGGAUGAGGAUAUUGGGGGGCCCAUGCAUAACAGGGUUACUUUGGGCCGAGUUAGGGGAGCAGGCAGUGGGGGCAGCAGCCCCUGUACCUCACUGUCUUCAGCUGAGUGUCUCGCAGUGUCCUCUUCUAGGGGUGCCGUUCGAAGGGGGUUGCCGUCUCCUGGCCCUCUGUGCUCGUCUUUCUCAACUCCCAGUACCCCCCAGGAGAAGUCACCCUCAAGCAGCUUCCACUUUGACUAUGAACCAGCCUUGGGACGAAACACCCUCAAGAGGAAUAUGGCCUUGGACCUGCCUUACUUUCUAGCUGGGCCCAGUAGUGGACGGUCCUCUUCCACUGCCGGCAUCCUCACCUCCCCAGGUGGAAGUACCAACAGCAUCUUCUCUUCUCCUCGGAAAUGGCUCCAGCAGAGGAAAUUACAGCCACCAGCUAACAGCAGCAGUCAUUCCUACAUUGUGUGGAAGUCUGAGGUAGGGACAUUGGUCGGCCUCUUUGUUUCUUAA